Symbiodinium natans is the source of this 384-nucleotide messenger RNA. The record is from the annotation of a GenBank genome assembly. NCBI's taxonomy places the organism in Eukaryota, Dinophyceae, Suessiales, Symbiodiniaceae.
AUGUUGGUGAAAGUGUUGGUCGAGGACGCAGGGUUGCGUGACCUGCUGGCCCUGCUGCAGAAGUGCGAUGUCCACGUACGCAUCUUGAACCUGAAUGGCAAUCGCCUCACAGAGGUCUUGAUGGAGCACAACAGGGUCCAGGCGGAUAAAGCCGCGGACUUCGGUAGCAUUGUGUUCCGCGCUGGCAACAUGAUCGAGCGCCCGAUGCAAGUGACACAGCUGGUGAAAGAAGCUUUUGACAACCGGUUCCCCUCUACAUUCGAGGAGCGACAGUUCUGGGAGGUCAAGCAGCAAUGCCCGCCCCUGCAGCUGCCAAGAACUGAGAGGUGUGUGAUGCGGUCAAAGAGGAACAGGUUUAACAGGAUGCUUUUGGAUCUGUGCUAG